Molecule: messenger RNA, 2725 nt
Organism: Carassius carassius (crucian carp)
Lineage: Eukaryota; Metazoa; Chordata; Actinopteri; Cypriniformes; Cyprinidae
Gene: cop1
Product: COP1 E3 ubiquitin ligase
Exons: 20
Coding region: 362-2425 (687 amino acids)
Biological process (GO): proteasome-mediated ubiquitin-dependent protein catabolic process
Molecular function (GO): protein binding; ubiquitin protein ligase activity
Source: RefSeq, a predicted model, not a curated record
UGCCGGUGCCGAGUCACGCGAACGUUUCAUUCGGGAAAUUCUCGCGUGAACAUCCUGCAGGCAGUGGACUGAAAUUUCUCAAGCUCUAAGAGUUGUCAACAAAUCUCUGCGGAGCUGCAUAUCUACAUUAGCAUCGAGCAGACCUAAUGAGAUCCUCUUGCAUGCAGAAGAACCGCCUCAGCUGUGUUCAAAUAAGCGCCUUUCAGUGCUAGCAGUGCGCUUGGUGGAGGUUUCUGGCUCUUUUCGCUCAUCUGUGUCGCUUUAGCUAGUUAGCGUAUCUCCCACAGCCGCCCGGAUGCGGUGAAGCUCCGUAGUUUUACCUUCAGCUCUGGCCUUCUGACGUGCACGAACGGCUUCAAUCAUGUCAAACACUCGGCAGCAACAACAGCAGCAGUCUGUCGGUUCAGCGGGGUCCGUCCCCGGGACGAGCUCUGGAAGUACGAAUAGCAGUAGCAGCGGUGGCGCCGGUGGAUCGAGCAGCGGGGCUCAGAACGGGAACAGCUCGGGUAACGGGGUGUCCUCGAGAACUUUGGGAACAGUUGCCGAGGGACAGAGCGCUCGACCGGGCUCGUCGAGUAGGAAAAGACCCUUAUACAACGGUCUGAUCAAUCCGUAUGAGGACAAGAGUAAUGAUUUUGUAUGCCCUAUAUGUUUUGAGAUGAUAGAGGAAGCUCACAUGACAAAGUGUGGCCACAGUUUCUGUUAUAAAUGUAUACGACAGAGUUUGGAGGACAGCAACAGAUGCCCAAAAUGUAAUUAUAUCAUUGAUAAUGUGGAUCAACUCUACCCCAACUUCUUAGUGAAUGAACUGAUCCUGAAACAAAAACAAAGAUCUGAAGAGAAGCGCCUGAAACGGGAUCACCCUAAUGGAACCAAAUGGCAGGUUUUUCAAGACGUCCUUGGUGCAGAUCAAGAGAAUAUGGAUUUAGCGAAUGUCAACUUCAUAUUAGACUACCUGUUGCAAAAAAAGAAACAACUGGAGGCGGAAUCACAAGCUGCUCAGCGCCAGAUCUUAAUGGAGUUCCUGAAAGAAGCCAGAAGAAAUAAAAGAGAGCAACUGGAGCAGUUACAAAAAGAACUUAACUUUUUGGAGGAGGAUAUCAAACGAGUUGAGGAAAUGAGUGGUAUGUACACAGUGAGUGAAAUGGACCCCAAUUUAGACAGUACUGUACCCCAGUUUGAAGCUCCCUCUCCUGGACCCAGUAGCAUAAUAGACCCCACAGAAUACAUGCAACACACUUUUGGAAGCUCACAGGGUAAAAGACAAACUUGGUACAACAGCACUCUGGCGUCACGACGAAAGAGACUGACUGCACACUUUGAGGAUCUGGAACAGUGUUAUUUCUCCAAUAAGAUGUCUCGAAUAACGGAUGACAGCAGGACUGUUAACCAACUGGAUGAUUUCAUGGAGUGUCUAUCAAAAUUUACCCGUUACAACUCUGUGAGGCCUUUGGCCACCCUGUCUUACGCUAGUGACCUCUAUAAUGGCUCCAGUAUUGUGUCCAGCAUUGAGUUUGACCGCGACUGUGAUUACUUUGCCAUUGCCGGUGUCACUAAGAAAAUUAAAGUGUUUGAGUACGGCACUGUGAUCCAGGAUGCUGUGGACAUUCAUUAUCCUGUCAACGAGAUGACGUGUAACUCUAAAAUUAGCUGUAUCAGCUGGAGUAGCUACCACAAAAAUCUGUUAGCGAGCAGCGACUAUGAGGGGACUGUCAUUCUUUGGGAUGGGUUCACAGGACAGAGGUCAAAGGUCUACCAGGAGCAUGAGAAGCGGUGUUGGAGUGUUGAUUUCAACCUUAUGGACCCCAAGCUCUUAGCAUCAGGAUCGGAUGAUGCAAAAGUUAAGUUGUGGUCCACCAACCUGGACAAUUCCGUAGCCAGCAUUGAAGCGAAGGCCAAUGUAUGCUGUGUCAAGUUCAGUCCAUCCUCUCGAUAUCACCUUGCCUUUGGUUGUGCAGACCACUGUGUGCACUACUAUGACCUGAGAAACACUAAGCAGCCCAUCAUGGUUUUCAAAGGCCACAGGAAAGCAGUGUCCUAUGCCAAAUUUGUCAACGGAGAAGAGAUUGUGUCUGCAUCAACAGACAGCCAGCUGAAACUCUGGAAUGUGAACAAGCCACAUUGUUUGCGCUCCUUUAAAGGCCACAUCAACGAGAAGAACUUUGUGGGUCUGGCAUCUAAUGGAGACUAUGUAGCAUGUGGAAGUGAAAACAACUCACUGUACUUGUACUACAAGGGGCUCUCCAAGACUCUAUUAACUUUCAAGUUUGACACUGUGAAGAGUGUCCUGGACAAGGACAAGAAAGAGGACGACACCAAUGAGUUUGUCAGUGCGGUGUGCUGGCGAGCUCUACCUGAUGGGGAGUCAAAUGUGUUGAUUGCAGCCAACAGUCAAGGAACAAUCAAGGUACUUGAGCUGGUCUGAAGGUCUACUCGUAUCUGUAGGCAGAACCUACUAAAGUUGCUUCACCGCUGUUGCUUCGUGUUUGGUUGGUCGAUAGAAGAGCGCUGAAGCUGGGCGGAACUGAAGCAAACAUUUCCAAGGAAACAACCAGCAGAACUGGUUUUUAUCAGCAUUAUAUUUGUAAAAGACUCGAUCAUUCUGCAUCAUCAUACUAUCGCUGUAUGUGAAAUGUUGAGAUGAGGACCUGUUUGUGCUGUCAGGGAGAUGGGCGGGAAUGCCUCUUAUUGAAUAAAGUUGUUGAAUAAAGGUAUUAAUAAGUUA